Molecule: messenger RNA, 624 nt
Organism: Microthlaspi erraticum
Lineage: Eukaryota; Viridiplantae; Streptophyta; Magnoliopsida; Brassicales; Brassicaceae
Source: the annotation of a GenBank genome assembly
AUGAGAACGUUACAGUCAUUGUUGAAAGAUGCAGAUGCCAAGAAAUCUGAGAGUAAUAGUAGAAACUUCUUGGAAGAUGUCAAGGACAUUGUUGAUGAUGCUGAGGAUCAUUCGAAUCCUUUUUCUGAAAGGAUUAAAAGAAAAGGGAUCAAGAAGCGUGUGAAAAGACUUUCUUGCUUCUUAGUGGAUCGCCGAAAAUUUGCUUCAGAUAUUGAAGGCAUAACUAAAGAAUCUCUGAGAUAUUUGAUUGUCCUUGAUGAUGUAUGGAAAAAAGAAGACUGGGACGUAAUAAAAGCGGUGUUUCCCCAAAGAAGAGGUUCGAAGAUGAUAAUAACUUCUCGCAAUGAAGGUGUUGGUUCACAUGCAGAUCCAACAUGUUUUGCCUUUAGACCAAGAAUCCUUACUCCCGAAGAAAGCUGGAAGCUAUGUGAGAGCAUAGUAUUCCGUAAUAGACACGAAACAGAGUUUAGGGUUGAUGAAGAACUAGAAGGCAUGGGUAAGAAAAUGGUCACAUACUGUGGAGGACUCCCAUUAGCCGUUAGAGUGUUGGGAGGCUUGUUAGCUAAUAAAUAUACAGUUUCAGAGUGGCAAAGAGUAUAUGAGAAUAUUCAAACUCAGAUCUAG